Dryobates pubescens (Downy woodpecker) is the source of this 312-nucleotide messenger RNA. Its product is annotated as feather keratin 2-like. The transcript is spliced from 3 exons. The coding region runs from base 1 to 312 and encodes 103 amino acids. NCBI's taxonomy places the organism in Eukaryota, Metazoa, Chordata, Aves, Piciformes, Picidae. The record is from RefSeq and is a predicted model, not a curated record.
AUGCGCUUGUGGCCCCUCCACCCCACACCCAUGGCCUGCUACGACCGCUGCCGCCCCUGCGGACCCAACCCGCUGGCCAACAGCUGCAACGAGCCCCUGCGACCCAUCCUCACCUCCUUCCCCCAGAGCCAACCGCCGUCGGAAUCCUCCUCAGGGCUGCCCUGGGCACACGAGCUCAACGCCCCAGGACAAGCCCCAUCUCCUCCGGCGCCUUCGGCUACGGCUACGGUCUACGGCUUGGCUGGCCUGGGCUAUGGCUGCGGCGCCGUGAGAGGCUGCUACCCUGCUGAGGGCCCUGCACACCCCCCCUGA